AUGUCUGAUACUCAUCUAAAGACCUGCAGCGCCGUCAUCAUUGAGCGCUCACCAGCUCUGCAGCAGCCUCUCAUACAAGCGUCUACCUGGCCUCGCGCCUCUGAAACCUCACCUGCAGAAACCUUCCUCACUUGCGCCAAAGCUGUCGCUCCAAUGCCUUCGAGGCGCGUUGAAUUGCAUUCAACAUCACCCCAAAACUCCUUCCUGUGUCAAGAUGCACGCUACCCCUUCCAGCACCUGACCCCACCUCGCCCGGUCCGAACUUCUUUCGCAGGCCUAGGUACAUCCGUUCACUGGCGCGGCCCUGGCCUCUCACUGUUCAGAAUGAACCCCGCGGCGAAAUGCGACAUUCAAGAUUUCCUCCUCGGUGCUUGUGCAGCUCAGGACAAAGAGCACAGUGAAGUAUCGCAGCCUACGGGCACGAAGACGAUUUACAUCGUUGAGGCCGACAGUGCGGGCGAAAGCCAGGAAGCACUGUGUGAACCAACGAACUCAGAGACACUGAAGGGCAUCUGCAACUUCCCAGUUGAGGGCCACCAUGCUGAUCAACCGAGCCAGCUCGUCGAGCAUCCUGUCACAAUGCUUGACGACAUGCCGCAAUGGCUGUCACGUAGCCAAGGUGUGAAGGAGGAGGAAACUUCCCUUGCUGGUUACGAGUUCGACAUAGACUCAGACUCGGACGAGAGGGAAGACCUCGACACACCUUCUCCCCCACCGCCACACAUUCCUACUCUCGAAUCGAUCUCAGAAGUCGAUGAGGACAUCGAAAGCAACGACGGCUUCGUGAACGUCAUCGACGACGAGCCGCCCAUGUACUGCCGCAACCCACACUCCGCAGACCACCCCCACUGCCACGGCCGUAUUGUAGACCACCAGUUUGGCUACAAUGCGAUGGAUGCCGAGCUGGACUUCCAGGAGCGCUUCGUGUUGACGCAUGGUAGUGUCCAUAGCGUCUCGCGAUAUCGCGACUGGCAAUACCUGAAGUGGGAGUGUGGGCAGAGCACAGUGCAUGGGCGGUCGUCGUUGCGCGUUGAGGUUCAGGUCGACGAUGACCAAAAUCUAGAGGAUGAGAACGACCAGAACUACGAGCUCGAGGUCGAAGACGACCAGAGCCCGGGAGACCGAUUGGUCUGCCUGAUUGAGGAAAAGUAUGGACCGCUGACACGCCACGGUCUGUUGAGUACGGUGCCGGCACGAUCAGAAACUCAAUGCUCUGAGGAGUGCAUCUUCAAGAUUGAAAAGUUUCUUCAUGCCGAACCACAAGACGAUCUAUGGCUCACAAAUGGAACAUUCAUCAACGAGAAUGAAGAGCGCGUUUCUGAGCCAAGCAUGGUCUUCGUUGGCUUGGGCGAUGAUGCGGAGCCUACACCUCCAGUCACACCAUCUUCCAACUACACCACACCCUCGAUGACCGAAGAGGCGCUGUUGAAGAUUCUCAACACACCCCACGACGAAUUCAUCGAGCAUUGUGUGCAACGGCACCAAGCACGUAGGCAACAAGCAGUAUCUGUGAGACAGCCACGCAGCGACGCGACGUUCGUUGUAGUCGAUAACACCACGCGAGCUUUUGAGGAAGUAGACAAGGUCGCCACCGAAGGACCUUUGUCCCCUUCCGACACCACAGACAACGCCGCAGAAUCGACGGAGUCACCAGUGGAGGCAGCUGCAUCUCUAGCCUGUCCUUCAGGAUUCAGCCCCCAAGCAACGUUGAGUGAGUGUGAUAGUCACCCAGCAAGUGUCCUGAGUACCCGGUCUUCGCGCGACUCGAUUACCGCUGAAGUCUCAUUCUCCUCUGAGCGCACUUCAGUCACGACGAAGUCGUCCAACGAGAGCCUCAAGUCAGACCGGCAGCGACUGAUCGACACACUCGAUGUUCAGGUCAAAUCUCAUGGAGUGUUUUGCAAAGUUGACUCAGAUGAGAAACGCAUAGCAAGCAUGCCCAUCCUGAGUCUCUCAACAUCAGACAUCUGCGACAAGGCGACGGAUGUCUCAGCGCUAGUUCACGAUUCUUCAUUGAAGUAUACGAUUGCUACCUCGAGCGAAUCCACUUGCACCGAGAUCGCUACACAGAAUCACUUGACACGAGUCGUUGAGGUUCAGACUCUGUUGCCAUCAGCGACAGAGCAAGCAGCGGCUAUGUCUACCUACGCCUCCACCAACGAUUGCAUCAACGUCUCGACACCAUCUGCUGAAAGGGAGCAGCACACCUUCGAUGAUGUUCGGUAUGAUUUGCCAAAGCAGCAGCCGUCAUCACCAGUGUUGGAUGAUGCACAGCGCUCCAACACACGACAGCGCUGGAGCAGCAAGAUGAAGUGUGCUGUGAAGAAGGGAGUCCAUGCGAUGUCGAAUGCGACAAAGCAAGGUGCUCGUCGAGCUGUCCACUCUUCUAAGAAGCUCGGGAAGACUGUUCGGUGCAUUGUGCCAGUUGCCAGGAGCGCCCGCAACCCCUAUGAGACCGUGUUGCUCAAUUGA
Messenger RNA from Boeremia exigua, 2472 nucleotides. RefSeq lists its product as uncharacterized. The transcript is spliced from 2 exons. The record is from RefSeq and is a predicted model, not a curated record. The coding region runs from base 1 to 2472 and encodes 823 amino acids. Lineage: Eukaryota; Fungi; Ascomycota; Dothideomycetes; Pleosporales; Didymellaceae.